This is a messenger RNA of Vavraia culicis subsp. floridensis, 814 nucleotides long. RefSeq lists its product as uncharacterized. The record is from RefSeq and is a predicted model, not a curated record. The transcript has a single exon. Gene Ontology annotation, cellular component: transcription regulator complex; nucleus. Gene Ontology annotation, molecular function: DNA-binding transcription factor activity, RNA polymerase II-specific; RNA polymerase II transcription regulatory region sequence-specific DNA binding. Lineage: Eukaryota; Fungi; Microsporidia; Pleistophoridae. Gene Ontology annotation, biological process: regulation of cell cycle; regulation of transcription by RNA polymerase II. Bases 1 to 624 code for a protein of 207 amino acids.
AUGAAGGAGCUGUUUAGCGAGUGUUUAGGAUCAGAGAGCCGAAGAGAUGGCUUGAAACAGAUAAGCGUUUCGAUACAUAGCCUUCUAUUAAACAACAAAGAUGUCACGUACCAAAAAAUUUGUUCGAGUAUAAACACCUCCAACACAAACACAUUGAGAAGACGGGUGUAUGACGUGUUAAGCGUGAUGCGAUCACUUAAUAUGGUGGUCAAGGCCAAAAGAUGUUACAACUUGGUGCGAAGAAAUCUUCUAUGCGAAAAAAGGAUGGUCGUGGAGGAGAAAAGAAAACAACUUGAGGAUUUACAGCACAUGAAAGAGGUUUUCGAGCAUAUCGUACUGAAAAAUGCGUUCAAAACGCAUAACUUAUCGCUUGAUAGAUUUUAUCUCCCAUUUUUGAUCGUUGUAAUAGAAAAAGAUUCGAAUGUUCACUGCGAAACAAAUGAAGAAAGAUCAUUUUUCAAAUUCAGGUCCAGUAAACCGAUCAAGUUGGUAGAAGACCUCGAAAUUUUAAAAGAGCUUUACAGGAACAACGAAGAAAAAGAAAUAAAGAAACCGUAUCUUUACGGAAGCAGCCUCAAAAAGUUUAAGGAGGGUUUCGGUGGAGCGUUUGAUUACAUAGUUUAGGUAAAAUAGUACUUGAAAUUGUUCCCCAUUCAAGGCCCGUCUCAAUAUGAGCAUUUAAUUUUCGUAUUGGUUCGAAUGGGCGGUGUGUGCCGCGGAACAAUUGUUUCACAUUUACAAGGUUCAUUUUCGUUCUCCCAAUCUACCGUCGUGGCUGUAGUAUCAGUCCGUAUUUCUGAAUGGAGUUUGUCCG